UCUCCUUUGUGACAUUGGUGAUCUUACGACAGCAUCUUUCGCCAAGAGUUACACGAUUAAAGUAGUUAAUGUAGAAAAGAGAAAGAGCUGCCUAAACAAACAAAUGCCAUAUAUAUACAAAAAGAAGAAAAAGAGACCCGGCAACACGUGUAUAUAUGCAAAAAAAUGUGAAGUGAAGUAAAAUUAUGUAACAGUUUCCUCGUAGAUUCCUCUCCUAUAUUGACCUCCCAUCUCUCUUAAACAAACACACAGCGACAUAGCAAAAUACUAAAAAAUGUCAAAGGACAAAGUUUCCGGUGAUCCAAGACGCGCAGUGUGCACAGGCAUCACCAUCUUCCUCCUCUUAGCCGGCGUCACUCUCCUAGUCCUCUGGCUGGUCUACCGUCCCCACAAGCCGCGCUUCACAGUAAUCGGCGCCGCCGUCUACGACCUAAACACCACCACCCCACCGCUGAUGUCGACCACCGUGCAGUUCUCCGUCCUCAUAAAGAACCCGAACAGGCGUGUCUCCAUUUACUACGACAGGUUCUCCGCCUUUGUCUCGUACAGGAACCAGGCCAUAACGCCGCAGGUUCUGCUGCCGCCUCUGCACCAGGAGAAGCGAAGCUCGGUGUCGGUGUCGCCGGUGAUGGGAGGCACGGCGCUUCCGGUGUCGGUGGAGGUGUCUGACGGGCUGGCGGUGGACGAGGCUUAUGGGUUGGUGGGUCUGAGGCUGAUAUUUGAGGGCAGAGUGAGGUGGAAGGCCGGGGCCAUCAAAACUGCGCACUAUGGACUGUACGUUAAGUGCGAUGUUUUGAUGGGUUUGAAGAAAGGGUUGGUGGGUCAAGUUCCUCUCCUGGGAGUUACACCCUGCCAUGUCCAUCUAUGAUUAUCAUUUAUAUAAUAUCUGGUUUUGUUUCUGUCUGUAAUAAUGUUAUAUAUUGUGAGUUUGCAUUUGGCCACUGGGGUGUACGUGGAGUCCAUGCUUGUGAGUUUGAACGCAGGGUGUAAGGCAUCGUCCACAAAUUUCUAUGCUUUUGUUCUAUCCCUUUUUCACUCCUUUCUUGAUAUAUAUUUAUUUACAAGGGAAAAAGAAACUGUAACUUAUUUGUA
Molecule: messenger RNA, 1092 nt
Organism: Glycine soja
Lineage: Eukaryota; Viridiplantae; Streptophyta; Magnoliopsida; Fabales; Fabaceae
Product: NDR1/HIN1-like protein 12
Exons: 1
Coding region: 275-868 (197 amino acids)
Biological process (GO): defense response to other organism
Source: RefSeq, a predicted model, not a curated record